This is a messenger RNA of Clonostachys byssicola, 424 nucleotides long. NCBI's taxonomy places the organism in Eukaryota, Fungi, Ascomycota, Sordariomycetes, Hypocreales, Bionectriaceae. The record is from the annotation of a GenBank genome assembly.
AUGAACUCGGCCGACAGCACAGAUGACAUGAUAGAUACUAUUCAUAGAAUCGAUAGAGACCUUGCGGCUUGGUCUGAUGCCCUGCCGGCUACUUGCCGUCCUAAGAAGCCGAUACUUGCGCCAAUUCAUCUACGCCUGCAUAUACUUGUCCUGCAUUUGGAUUAUUUCAGUCUUGUCCGCUCCCUUCAUUGGGCAGCGAUCUCCCUCAUAGCGGGACUGACCGACGAACAUGUCGGUCAGAAUGACAUUUCGGCUCCAGACAGCGAGGCCUUGUGUGUCGAUGCCACAAGAUCUUAUAUCAGAUCCUUGAACGAGUAUGUCCGACAGAUCUUGUUCUUUUAUUGUAGAGACAUGCUGAUCAUCUAUCCACCCAUCAAGGAACAUGGACGAUGCGAAAAAGUCCAACAUGUUUAUCCUCAUGUAA